This is a messenger RNA of Thlaspi arvense, 624 nucleotides long. The record is from the annotation of a GenBank genome assembly. Lineage: Eukaryota; Viridiplantae; Streptophyta; Magnoliopsida; Brassicales; Brassicaceae.
UUUCGGAAUAAAACAAUUAUAUCAAACUAUUAUACGUAAUCCAUAAGGCAUGUGGAUCCGUGCUCUGCUCUUUAUAAACAAACCAAAAGUCUCCGUCUCUCUCAUUAAAAUCAUCCACUGGUCACUCUCUCUCUCUUUCUCUGAAGAGAUUAUAGAUAAAAACACAUUUACAUUUACAUAUACAUAUAUAGUGAGAGAGUGAUGGAGCUAAGGUAUUGGCGGAGGCCGAGAGGAUACGAAAGGCUAGAUGGGUCGUCGGCGAAGAAGGCGAAAUCGGGUCGGAGAAAUGUGAAGCGGGUCAAAAUGGAUCGGACCCGGAAGAGACGGUUUUGGAGGAUCAAGAUAGUGCCGAAGCUGAGGAUCUUGAAAAGGGCGUCUCCUAAGAAGCUUUUAACGUGGCUUCGAGAUGCUUACGUCAAUAUGAUGCUUCGCCUCGCGAAUUCUCGGGUCAUCGGCUCGUCCUACGGGUACGGGUCGGGUUUAGCGUCGAGGGAGUAUGAUGAGAAGAAGCUGGUGGAGAUUUACAAGUCGAUAUUGAUGGCGCAGGGGAAUCUCUUGCACCACGACCUACCUAGCAUUUCCUCCGAUCCGACUGUGAAAAAGGUAAACACUGUGAUAAAGUAC